Andrographis paniculata is the source of this 1705-nucleotide messenger RNA. RefSeq names its product peptide chain release factor PrfB1, chloroplastic. The transcript is spliced from 9 exons. Gene Ontology annotation, biological process: translational termination. The record is from RefSeq and is a predicted model, not a curated record. Gene Ontology annotation, molecular function: translation release factor activity, codon specific. Gene Ontology annotation, cellular component: cytoplasm. Bases 47 to 1465 code for a protein of 472 amino acids. Lineage: Eukaryota; Viridiplantae; Streptophyta; Magnoliopsida; Lamiales; Acanthaceae.
CCUCAGCUUUUAAUUGAAGCUCGGACUUGGACUUGGAGUUGCAGCAAUGGAGGGCGUCGCUAUUGCUGUUGUCCUAAGCUCUGCCAAGCCUCCGCAACGCCCAAUUUGUUUCGCCCAAACUGUGAACUCUGCAGUCUCACCACCGUUUCCGCGCGCAACCUUGAGGUGUUUUCAAGCAUCGAACCACUCGUCUCUGAGCUGCCUCUUCUGUAAAUUUUCUCCUCAGACACCGUCGGCUUUGCAGCUUUCAUCUACAAACGGCGGCUGCAGCAGGGUUCUGUUUGCUACACCUGAGGUAGAAGUAAGCACAGAAACAAGCGAGUGGGUAAUGCAAGAUUUCUAUACCUUAAGAAAAGAAGUAGAGACUUCUUCAGAGCGUGUCGAAGAGAUUAGGACUGCUGCUGGACUUCAAAUGCUUGAAGACAAUCUUGCAGAGUUGGAGAAAGCUGCAGCUGAUGCCUCUUUAUGGGAUGAUCGUGUCACAGCUCAGCAGACAUUGCAAGCUUUAACCGAUGUCAAAGAGAAAAUAAAACUUUUAAAUGACUUCAAAGCUCAGGUUGAAGAGGCAGAAACUAUAAUCAAUCUUACAGAGGAGAUGGAGUCGAUUGAUACUGGGCUCCUCAAAGAAGCUGCUGCGAUCAUCAAACAAUUGACGAAGGCGUUGGAUAGAUUUGAGUUGACUCAACUUCUUUCUGGUCCUUAUGAUAAAGAAGGUGCUGUUAUCAGCAUCACAGCUGGUGCAGGGGGUACCGAUGCCCAGGAUUGGGCUGACAUGCUCCUCCGGAUGUAUGUAAGGUGGGGAGAGAAGCAAGGAUACAAGACAAAAGUCGUUGAGAAGUCCAUGGGAGAAGAAGCUGGGAUCAAGUCAGCUACUAUUGAAAUAGAUGGCCGGAAUGCCUACGGAUAUUUGUCUGGUGAAAAAGGGACCCACCGAAUCGUCCGGCAAUCCCCUUUCAACGCCAAAGGUCUUCGUCAGACCAGUUUCUCCGGGGUGGAAAUCAUGCCUCUUCUUCCCGAUGAAGGUUUGGAUGUCGAAAUACCUGAAGAAGACUUGGAGAUUAGCUUCUCCAGAGCCGGAGGAAAAGGCGGACAGAAUGUUAACAAAGUUGAAACUGCAGUACGUAUAACUCACAUACCGACAGGCGUGACAGUACGCUGCACAGAAGCGAGGACCCAGCUGGCAAACAAAGUCAAAGCUAUGACCCGACUGAAAGCGAAGCUUCUAGUCAUAGCUGAGGAGCAACGGGCGUCUGAGAUCAAACAGAUUAAGGGAGAUGCUGUGAAAGCAGAAUGGGGUCAACAGAUACGCAACUACGUCUUCCAUCCGUACAAGUUAGUGAAAGAUGUCCGAACAGGUCAUGAGACAUCCGACAUUGCUUCCGUCAUGGAUGGCGACUUGGAUCCCUUCAUUAAGUCUUACCUCAAACACAAGACGCAGAUAUAUAGCAGAUCGCAGAAGACAUGAGUUCAAUCGUCGACAAAAUCAAGACUCAAGACAAAAUCAAAAUUAGAAAAAGGAGCUAGAAAAUAUAGAAAAAAUUUCAGAAUUGGGAGACCUCCGGGUACAUUGAAUAUACCCGGAAAAAUGCAGGUUGGUAGGCUAUAUUUAUGACAGAAGAAAAGUAGACUUUGAUAACAUGUUAGAAAUUUUGAAGGAAAAAUAACUGAGAUUGUAUUAUUGAUCAUCAAAAUAAAAGGGUUUAUA